This is a messenger RNA of Rhododendron vialii, 768 nucleotides long. RefSeq lists its product as uncharacterized. The coding region runs from base 1 to 768 and encodes 255 amino acids. Lineage: Eukaryota; Viridiplantae; Streptophyta; Magnoliopsida; Ericales; Ericaceae. The transcript is spliced from 2 exons. The record is from RefSeq and is a predicted model, not a curated record.
AUGCCUAAGAAGAGUGAUGGAAAAGCAGCUAGGAGGUUUUGGAAUAAGCGUGAAGAGGAAUUCCUCCUGAAUACUAUGAAAGAUUUGGUCAUUGAGAAUGCUAUGUGGAAGCUUGAUUGUGGAAUGUUUAAGGGAGGCUUCUUCAAAGAGUGUGAGAAAAAAAUCAUACUCCGUUUUCCUGGCACUGACCUGAGGGCAAGUCCUCACAUUGAUUCGAAGAUCAAGACGUGGAGGAAACAAUAUAAUCUACUGCAAGACAUGAUCCAAUCCAGUGGCUUUGGGUGGGACGAUAGUGAGAAAAUGGUACUUGUAGACAGUGAUGAUGUAUGGGAGAAUUAUGUCAGGAGGGUCUCUGAUGCCAAGGGAAUGAGGAACAAGCCCUUCCCAUACUAUGAUGACUGGCUCACUCUCUUUGGCAAGGAUAGAGCCAAUAGAAAUCUUGCUAAGGCACUGGCGGAGACCGUUGCUGCUAUGGUGGGGGAGCCAUCUACUACCGAGCAAGGGUACUAUUCCCCUGUUAUGGACUUCUCCUUGGGUGGUGACACAGAAUUUCCUCUGGGUCGUGGUACGGAGUUUUCUGUCCCCCAUAAUACUCCUCAAUCAGCUGCACCUAGCUCCUCUAACAUGGUGGGAAAGAAAAGAGCAAGAGCAGAUGACGAAAUAUCAAAGGGGCUCUCUAACAUGGCUGAAGCUUUUGGAACUUUUUUUCAGGAUGUGAACAAUACGAUGGCUGAAAUUGCACAUAGGGUAGGCUAUGCUCACGACUAG